Molecule: messenger RNA, 3498 nt
Organism: Raphanus sativus (radish)
Lineage: Eukaryota; Viridiplantae; Streptophyta; Magnoliopsida; Brassicales; Brassicaceae
Product: protein ALWAYS EARLY 2
Exons: 19
Coding region: 201-3356 (1051 amino acids)
Biological process (GO): regulation of transcription by RNA polymerase II; regulation of cell cycle; DNA-templated transcription
Cellular component (GO): nucleoplasm; transcription repressor complex
Molecular function (GO): DNA binding
Source: RefSeq, a predicted model, not a curated record
UCUCUUAUCUUUUUUUUUUUUUCUUUUGUCCAAUUCAUUUAUCUCUCUCUAAAACCCUCGGUUUAAAAUUUUCUCAUCGAUCUCUCUUUUUUGAAAGUAAAGGCUCGUCCUUUCUCACUCCCCCCCCCGACUCCAAACCUCUUUCCAUGUGUGCUUGGCGUCUAGUCUCUCUCCAAGUAGCGUAAUCGAGAAACCUGCAAAUGGCACCGGCGGUUAGGAAGUCGAGGAGUGUGAACAAGCGUUUCACCAACGAACCUUCGCUGAGAAAAGAUGCUUCUGGAACUAGCUCCAGAAGAAACAAGCAGCGUAAGGUGAAAAUGUCUGACAAACUGGGACCUCAGUGGACCAAAACAGAGCUUGAGCGUUUCUAUGACUCCUACCGAAAGUACGGGCAGGACUGGAGAAAGGUGGCUGCUGCAAUUCGGAACAGUAGGUCUGUUGACAUGGUGGAAGCCCUUUUUAACAUGAAUCGGGCAUAUCUAUCUCUUCCGGAGGGUACUGCCUCUGUAGCUGGCCUUAUUGCUAUGAUGACGGAUCAUUACAGUGUCAUGGAAGGGAGUGGCAGUGAAGGAGAAGGCCGUGAUGUUCCAGAAGCACCGAGGAAAUAUCAAAAACGCAAACGUGCAAAACCUCAGCUUAGUGAUUCUCGAGAGGAAGUUGAUAAACAUCAUCCAGUUGCGUCAACUGAUGGAUGUCUCAAGUUCUUGAAACAAGCACGAGCUAAUGGAAGUCAUCGACGUGCCACUGGCAAACGUACACCUCGGGUUCCUGUACAAACUUCACACAUGGGGGAUGAUAGAGAAGGCCCUACUCCACCAAAUAAAAGAGCCAGAAAGCAACUUGACUCCAAUGAGGAUGUUGCUUCACAUUUUUUAGGAUUAACAUUAGCAGACGCAUCUAGAAGGGAAGGGUCUCCACAAGUUUCCGAAUCACCAAAUAGAAGAACAGAGCCCAGCGAUAACUCGCCAAUAAAGAGCUGGAGGAAAAUGUCGCGAGCGAGGAAAGCUCAACAGUGGGUGGGAAGUAGCCGAGAAAAGAAGGUUGAGUCUGAUAGAGAGGAUGCGUUGUUGGUGGAUAUGGAAGGAGUUGGCGAAAUGGAGGCUCCACGGAAGGUGAAAAGGGUCUACAAGAAAAGAGUCAAAGCCGAAGAAGCCGAGUGUAAUGAUUCUGAUGACAAUGGUGGGGCUUGCAGUGCCACUGAGGGAAGGAGAACUAAAUCAAAGAGACGAAAAGCAGGUGUUGAAGCCUCGAGAGGGACAUAUUCACCGCGCAGCCCAAAGAAAAGAGAUAACAAACUUACCACCGGAGAUGAAUUUGAUGCUCUACAAGCCUUGGCUGAUUUGUCAGCUUCACUGCUUCCGGGAGCAUUUAUGGAAUCAGAAUCAUCUGCUCAGUUGAAGGAAGAGAGAAUAGAAAACGACAUGGACGAGAAACCUAGCUCACCAGAAGCCACGUCCACAAGGAGUCAUGGGGAAAAAGCAGAUUCAGAGCCAGAAGAUAGUCUCCUUCAUGCAAUUUCGGCUAUUGGGAAUGCUGCUUACAGUAGAAAACCAAAAUUUUCAAGGCAACCAUCCACUGAUUGUAGUGCUGUUCCCACGGAGAAGCUUGAACCGGAGCCUACUAGUGGCAGUUCAAGAAGAACGCGAAAACCAAAGAAGCUAUGGGAUGAAACUCCAACUGAAUCUACUCGGAAGAAAUCCAUAAAGAAGCAGGAAUCGGCUCAAGAAGACCUUAAUAUGAAGUCUUCGCUUAAAACAAAACGCUCUGGUCAAGGCCCCCCUCAGUCAAAACAGUUAAAAGCUGUUAAAGAGCUGGAGGAAACUACUACAACGAGCGAUAAGAAAGGACCUGCGAUGGAUGUAGAAGUGGCAACUAAAGAAGUUUCUGAUUCGGGUCCAGCCAGUUUACCGCAGAAGCCUCCAAACAGGCGUAAGAUGAGUCUGAAGAAAAGCUUACAGGAAAGGGAUAAAUCUUCUGAUAAAGCUUCCCGUAGCUCGAGAUCUCUUUCAGAACAGGAGGUGUUGUUAAAGGAUAAGCUUUCUACUUCUCUGUCGCAUCCCUUGGCACGUCGAAGGUGCAUAUUUGAAUGGUUUUACAGUGCUAUCGACCAACCCUGGUUUGCAAAGAUGGAGUUUGUCGAUUACCUGAAUCACGUAGGACUUGGUCACAUUCCAAGGCUUACUCGUCUUGAGUGGAGCGUCAUUAAAAGCUCUCUUGGUAGACCACGAAGAUUCUCUGAGAGGUUUUUACAGGAAGAGAGGGAGAAACUCAAACAGUACCGUGAGUCUGUGAGAAAGCAUUACACUGAGCUUCGAACAGGUGCUAGGGAAGGGCUUCCUACAGAUUUGGCUCGGCCUUUAGCAGUUGGGAAUAGAGUCAUUGCCAUCCAUCCCAAAACACGAGAGAUUCAUGAUGGGAAAAUUCUCACCGUUGACCAUAGCCAAUGCAACGUUCUGUUCGACGAGUCGGGCGUUGAGUUAGUUAAGGACAUUGAUUGUAUGCCUUCAAACCCAUUGGAAUACAUGCCAGAGGGUCUAAGGAGGCAAGUUGAUAAGUGCUUGUCCAUAAAGAAAGAAACACAACAGCUAAGCGGGAAUCCAAACCUUGAUGCGUCUGUUAUCUUCCCUCCAUGCGGACUUGAGAAUGUUGACUUUUCCAUGAAUCAAUCUCUGAACCAGGGUGAUAUGAUUGCUCCUAUUCUGCAUGGUAAAGUAUCAACCAACACUAGUAGUAGCCCACAUCAGACUAAUCAGCCAUGUAUCAUAAAUUAUAGCAAAGGACAUGAAGCUCAGAUUCAAAGAGCACUCGCGUUACAGCAUGCUUUAGAUGAGAAGGAAAUGGAGCCUGAGAUGCUAGAGAUUGUCAAGGGUUCAAAGACAAGAGCGCAAGCAAUGGUGGAUGCAGCUAUCAAGGCUACAUCAUCUGUGAAGGAAGGAGAAGAUGCCAUCAAAAUGAUCCAAGAAGCCUUAGACAUGGUUGGCAAACAUCAGCCGUUGCCCAGCUCUGUGGUCAUCAAACAUGAAGAGCAUGCAAAUGGCGGCAUAGAUCAUCAAAAAAAUCCAUCUCCUUCAGACGCAUCAAAGCCUAAGGCUAACAACGAUUUCAUCUCACAAGAUGGUUCAGAGAAAAACGAGGCUCAAAUGCCUUCGGAGCUAAUCACAUCCUGUGUUGCCUCUUGGCUCAUGAUUCAGAUGUGCACGGAGAGGCAGUACCCUCCAUCAGAUGUGGCACAGCUUAUAGACACAGCAGUUACAAGCUUGCAGCCUCGAUGCCCCCAGAACCUACCGAUCUACAGAGAAAUCCAAAUGUGUAUGGGACGAAUCAAGACUCAAAUCCUCUCUCUAGUACCAAGUUGAAAAGUCCAUCCUCCUUUAAAACUUAGAGUAGAUGAUGAUAGGGUGUGUUAUGAGUUCAUGGGAGCAAGAUAACAGCUUGACCAGAGGUAUACUAGUUACUGUAAUCAAUCUUGAGCUGAUGUUUAUGGUUUUUAUUAUAAUU